AAAACAUAUCGCUCGUCCUUAAAAAAUAAACUAUUUCGUUAACGUUUAUCUCCUUCGGCAAAGCCCUCAGCGCUCAGCUCAACAUGUUGAAAGCACGAAUUCCACUGCUAAACAGGGUGCUCGCUCGCAGCUAUGCGACAGCUGCGUCACCUCAUGCUCUGGUCUUCUUGGAGCACCACCAGGGUGACCUUGACUCUGCGUCACUUUCUGCCUUGACGGCAGCAUCUCAGUUGGGCGGUCAAGUCACCGGCCUUGUCGUGGGCAGCUCGGAGGAGGUGCCAUCUGUUGUGGAGAAGGCUAAGAAAUUAAACGGUUUGACCACACUGCUGCAUUGUGCAUCCCCACAAUACAGCACGCUGUUACCUGAAACAGUAUCUCCACUCUUCGAGAAGCUCUUAUCACAGAAUUCGCCCUUCACGCACGUCGUCUCCGCUCACUCCAGCUCUGCCAAGUCUAUUCUGCCUCGAGUUGCAGCAAAACUAGAUGUUCCGGCCGUAUCUGAUAUCACAUCCCUCGAACAUGACGCAGCAUCGGGAAGCACUACCUUCACCCGUCCCAUCUACGCUGGUAACGCCAUCUCCACAGUUCGUGCAUCCUCCUCCAUCCCCAUCAAGUUCUUCACUGUCCGGUCUACCGCAUUCGCGGCUGCCGGAGCAGGAGAUGCAGCAGAGAGCGAAGUCAAAGCCCUCGAUUCUGUUGAGGUCCGCGUUGUUUCUGGAGGACGCGCAUUGAAGAACGCAGAGACUUUCCAGUCUACUCUGUAUCCUCUUGCUGAUGCACUCGGUGCUGCGGUUGGAGCAUCGCGUGCUGCUGUGGAUGCAGGGUACGCAGACAACUCCCUGCAAGUUGGACAGACAGGAAAGGUGGUGGCUCCUGAACUGUAUAUGGCGUUGGGCAUUUCUGGUGCUAUCCAGCAUCUUGCUGGUAUGAAGGAUUCCAAACUCAUUGUGGCAAUAAAUAAGGAUCCCGAUGCACCCAUCUUCCAAGUGGCAGACGUAGGGUUAGUAGCAGACCUUUUCGAGGUAGUGCCAGAGCUGGUCGAGAAGUUGAAGCAAUGAUAGAAUGGGCAUCAUCAUGUUCAGCCUGUGCUCAUUGGGUCCAUAAUAUAUCAGUCACGAUCUGCUUUGAAAAUAUUGCAAGUUCAAUAGUAAGAUAUAGGACCGUCAGCGAUGCUUGAUGAUCAGCCACUUGACAUCGCAGUGUGAAUAUUUGGAUAGCGUUUUUUUCCC
Suillus subaureus is the source of this 1229-nucleotide messenger RNA. Its product is annotated as DHS-like NAD/FAD-binding domain-containing protein. The coding region runs from base 84 to 1058 and encodes 324 amino acids. Lineage: Eukaryota; Fungi; Basidiomycota; Agaricomycetes; Boletales; Suillaceae. The record is from RefSeq and is a predicted model, not a curated record. The transcript is spliced from 4 exons. Gene Ontology annotation, cellular component: mitochondrion. Gene Ontology annotation, molecular function: electron transfer activity; flavin adenine dinucleotide binding.